AGGACUUGCUUGUGAUUGAGUGGUGGAGAACCUGAUUUCUAUUGGUAUUAGAGAGACUCUCAUAAAAAGAUUACUACUAAUCGGAUUUUGGCCAAAAAAUUGUUCGACAUUUACAUUAUUCAUAGACGAUAUUCAUGUGGAGAAAACUCGAUGAAAUUCUAUAGGGAUUUGAAAGAUUUCAUCAUGGAAACACCGGAAUUACCUCGUACCUACACCAUGGUGAACUAUCCUGGGCACAAGGUUAAGCCAGUGCCAACGCAAGAUGACACACAAACUGGGACAGAGAGGCAAUCAGUUGCUAAGGCGAAGGCUCGUUAUGGAGUGCAAUCACAGAAUCCUCCACUGAGUCUGAGGUUGACCCAUCGGUACCGGACUAUGGAUGUGAAAAAGGGUGAACGCCCCCAUACCCAAGGCCAGGGCCGACCCAUCCAACUUCCAUACAUCAACACGAUCAAAGCGGCCAAACAAAUAGACUCUAGUCCCCGCAACCAGUUGCAUCGGACGCACCGGUCCGAGAAAAGCAAAUAUGGGACGGCCAACUUAUCGAUAACCAGCAACAAGGGGGGCAACAACAACAAAGAGAAACUGGUUGCGACCGUUGCCCCCACCACACUCCCGCAGCUCAACAAUGAUACCUCACGCAUUCACAAUCAAAAACCCACGUUCUCGGCGACGGACAGCUCAAGUUCGACGCUGCCGCAGCUGAAACAGGGUGAGUCGUUGACGAGACAGUCAACGUACGUGACGAGUUCGGAGUCGAAGUCAAAGAGAGAUCCUUAUGGAAAUAAACUGCCUAUGACACCAGCUGAGGUUCUGAAACAGUUCCGUAACAAAUUGACGACAUUUGAACAACAAGAAAUUCUCGACUAUCCAGAGAUCUGGUAUUUAGGUUUAGAAUCAAAGAAGAUAGAAGGUGUAUCAGGUGGUGCUCAGAAUAACGGUUAUGACGACGAAAUGGGAUCUUACAUGAAGCCAUUAGGUGACCAUUUAGUGUACAGAUAUGAAAUACAGGAGGUGCUGGGGAAAGGUUCAUUUGGGCAAGUCAUCAAGGCAUACGACCACAAGACAGACGCGCUCGUAGCUAUCAAGAUUAUUAGGAAUAAGAAAAGGUUUCAUCAUCAAGCUCUUGUCGAGGUAAAGAUCUUAGACGCCCUUCGGCGGAAGGACAAAGAUAAUCAGUACAAUACGAUACAUAUGGGAGAAUACUUCUACUUUAGGAAUCACUUAUGUAUUACUUUUGAACUAAUGGGGAUGAAUCUAUAUGAGCUAAUCAAGAAGAAUAACUUCCAAGGAUUCAGUAUAGCUCUGAUCCGGCGGUUUGCCUACUCUCUACUACAGUGUCUUCGAGUGUUACACAAGGAGAAGAUAAUACACUGUGAUCUCAAACCAGAAAACAUCCUAUUACGACAGAGAGGUCAAAGUUCAAUCAAGGUCAUUGACUUCGGAUCAAGUUGUUAUGAGCAUCAACGAGUCUACACAUACAUCCAGAGCCGUUUCUACCGCUCCCCCGAAGUCAUCCUUGGCCUCCCCUACUCCAUGCCCAUCGACAUGUGGAGCCUCGGCUGCAUCCUCUCAGAGCUCUACACGGGCUACCCCCUCUUCCCCGGAGAAAACGAAGUCGAGCAGCUAGCGUGUAUCAUGGAACUGAUGGGUCUUCCUCCGGCGCAUAUCCUGGAUCAGGCCACUAGACGACGGCUCUUCUUUGACUCCAAAGGCAACCCGCGUUGUAUCACGAACAGCAAGGGAAAGAAGAGACGACCAGGUGGCAAAGAUUUAGCAAACGCAAUCAAAACUAGUGACAGCAAUUUCGUAGACUUUAUACGCAGAUGCUUAGACUGGGAUCCAAGUAAUCGUCUGACCCCUGACGAAGCGAUGCAACACGAGUGGAUACGUGAAGGCAUGACGCACAAAACACGACAUUUCAAUCGUAAUCAUCCGAAGCGACACACGGUCCAUGGGCAUUCGUCCGAAUCAUCCGAGGCGACGAUGGAGACGAUAAAGAGCAAGGUCACGAAUUCUUUACAACGAGAAAAAACAAAAGAAGAAUGGAAGGCAAAACAGCAAGAGAAACACAGCGCCAAGAUCAAGGAACGGUUACAGCCGAUCGGCGCAUCUGCUGAAAACUCAGCCGAGGAACCGGCGCAGACUGAGCCGGGGCCGAGUAAGACAGUCGAACCCGAACAGCCAACGACACCAGAUGUGACGUCACCGACGAAAGAAGUGGAAAAUGAUGAUUUGGAGGAAACGGGGAAUACUGGGACAUUUUUGCCACCUAUCGGCAAUAAAUGAGAUGAUAGGCAUGCUGCUGCCACCUGCUGUGGAACAUUGAAAGCUAUUUCCAUCCAAUCUCGUCCCGUGUGAAGGUGUAUAUUUUGUAUUGAAGUCUUGGGAGUCUUCAAUUUUACAACGGGCUGUCGGGGAAAAAGUCCCCACGUGUUUGGGUGUGAUGCCUGUCACCUUGCCAAUUUGUCAGUUUGACAUGAAGGUAUUUCAGGAGGGG
This is a messenger RNA of Lineus longissimus, 2500 nucleotides long. RefSeq names its product dual specificity tyrosine-phosphorylation-regulated kinase 4-like. The transcript has 13 exons. Bases 151 to 2289 code for a protein of 712 amino acids. Gene Ontology annotation, biological process: peptidyl-serine phosphorylation; peptidyl-threonine phosphorylation. Lineage: Eukaryota; Metazoa; Nemertea; Pilidiophora; Heteronemertea; Lineidae. Gene Ontology annotation, cellular component: cytoplasm; nucleus; cytoskeleton. Gene Ontology annotation, molecular function: protein serine/threonine/tyrosine kinase activity; ATP binding; protein serine/threonine kinase activity. The record is from RefSeq and is a predicted model, not a curated record.